GGAGGAGAAGGAGAAUGGAGGCGGUGGUGUUCGUCUUCUCUCUCCUGGAUUGUUGCGCUCUCAUCUUCCUCUCGGUCUACUUCAUAAUUACAUUGUCUGAUUUAGAAUGUGAUUACAUUAAUGCUAGAUCAUGUUGCUCAAAAUUAAACGAGUGGGUAAUUCCAGAAUUGAUUGGCCAUACUGUUGUCACUGUAUUAAUGCUGGUUUCCUUGCACUGGGUCAUCUUCAUUCUCAACUUACCUGUUGCCACUUGGAAUAUAUAUCGAUACAUUAUGGUGCCAAGUGGUAACAUGGGAGUGUUUGAUCCAACAGAAAUACAUAAUCGAGGGCAGCUGAAGUCGCACAUGAAAGAAGCCAUGAUCAAGCUCAGUUUCCACUUGCUCUGUUUCUUCAUGUACCUUUACAGAUCAUACCAAAAUGACUUCCUAAGUUGAGAACAACUUGGAACAAGCUUUAUUGGAAACCAACUGACUACUGAUUUUUCACGGUAUAUUUAAAAUUCUCUUUUGAAUCUUGAAUUUCUUUAAGAUUGGGCACUGAUGUUCUUUCAGUAAUAAGACAAAAAGGGGAAAAAACCUAGGGAGGCUGAGGCAAAAGAAUCGCCUAAGCCCAGGAGCUGGAGGUUGCUGUGAGUUGUGAUGGCACAGCACUUUACCAAGGGCAAUAAAGCGAGACUCUGUCUCUACAAAAAAAGGGGGGGGGGACCUUCAAAGUAUUAUUCUGCCCUUCCUGUGUAAUGUUCUUCCAAGGACUGUUUCUGACCAUGUCUCAUGUGGUAUUCCAGAAGAGGAUCAGUUAAACUGCAUAUCUAAGUCAGGAAACUGUUUUUAAGCUGGUUUUGAUUCCAAAUGUAUACAAAUGAAGUCGCUUUAAUCCUAUAAAUACAUCUUAAUUUAUUUUUUAAAAAAUUGUGCUGUUAACCCUUUUAUGGGGCAACAAGCUAUGUGAAAAGUACAAAACUUUUUGUCAAAUGUAAUAUUGAGAGUGCUUUUGACAUAGUUCACUGGUUUAUCAUCUGGAUCAGUAUAUACUGCGCAACGGGCAAGGCUAGAAUCCAUGAACCAAGCUGCAAAGAUCUCAAGCUAAAUAAGGCGGAAAGAUUUGGAGAAACAAAAGAAGGAAAUUCUUUCCUAUCCAACGUAUACUCUUCAGACUAAUGCACUCUUUCUAUUAAGCCUUCUAAACUGUUAAAUAAAGUUUUCCAAACAAGCAUUUAAACUUCAUUACACAGAAGAGCAACAAGAAUGGUAUCCUGCCAGACAAAAGGCAGGA
Messenger RNA from Nycticebus coucang (slow loris), 1272 nucleotides. RefSeq names its product protein cornichon homolog 4-like. Bases 15 to 434 code for a protein of 139 amino acids. The record is from RefSeq and is a predicted model, not a curated record. Gene Ontology annotation, biological process: endoplasmic reticulum to Golgi vesicle-mediated transport. Gene Ontology annotation, cellular component: COPII-coated ER to Golgi transport vesicle; endoplasmic reticulum membrane. NCBI's taxonomy places the organism in Eukaryota, Metazoa, Chordata, Mammalia, Primates, Lorisidae. The transcript has a single exon.